AUGGCAGAAACAGAAAAUUCAUUGCCGAUAAAUUCUGAAAGGUGGGAAAUUGACUACGGGGAUUCUACGGUAAAAGAACCUUACCGUAGUCAAUUUCCCACCUUUCAGAAUUUAUCGGAUCACAAAGUGAUGGCUUUCUCACUACGUACCGCUGCGCCUUUUGCAGUUCUUCUCAUCGCAUGUUUCGCAGCUGUGCCAACAUCGGCGAUGAGCGAUGCUGAUGUUAAGAAACACACAAUGGCUUCGCUUGCCACUGUUCCCGUAGAUAAGGAUCACCACGGCAAGGAAUUCUACAAAUACUUCCUCACUAAUCACCCGGAGAAUCGCAAGUACUUCAAAGGUGCCGAAAACUUCAACGCCAACGACAUUCAGAACAGCGAGAGAUUUGACAAGCAAGGAGAGAUCUUUUUGCUCUCCGUCCACGUCCUCGCCAAUCUCUACGACAAUGAGCCUGUGUUCCGUGCGUUCUGCCGUGACAACAUCAGGAGACACACGACCAAAGGAAUUGAGCCCUCAAUGUGGAAGAAAAUCUGGGGAAUCUGGACAGGUUUCCUCGAGACGAAAGGAGCUCUGUCCGCGGAUCAAAAAGCAGCAUGGGAAGCGCUGGGAACCAGAUUCAACGAGGAGUCCCAAGCUCAGCUCACCAAGCUCGGACUGCCACAUGCGUGA
This is a messenger RNA of Necator americanus (New World hookworm), 669 nucleotides long. RefSeq lists its product as uncharacterized. The record is from RefSeq and is a predicted model, not a curated record. NCBI's taxonomy places the organism in Eukaryota, Metazoa, Nematoda, Chromadorea, Rhabditida, Ancylostomatidae. The transcript is spliced from 9 exons. Gene Ontology annotation, molecular function: heme binding; oxygen binding; iron ion binding. Bases 1 to 669 code for a protein of 222 amino acids. Gene Ontology annotation, biological process: oxygen transport.